Messenger RNA from Syngnathus typhle (broad-nosed pipefish), 7780 nucleotides. Its product is annotated as polycystin-1-like protein 1. Gene Ontology annotation, molecular function: calcium channel activity; protein binding. The record is from RefSeq and is a predicted model, not a curated record. Lineage: Eukaryota; Metazoa; Chordata; Actinopteri; Syngnathiformes; Syngnathidae. The transcript is spliced from 53 exons. Gene Ontology annotation, cellular component: membrane. The coding region runs from base 301 to 7686 and encodes 2461 amino acids. Gene Ontology annotation, biological process: detection of mechanical stimulus.
AGUUGGCGGAGCUACGACGUCUAUGUUUAUUUAUUUAACGGUGUUUUUGCAAGUGACGUACUGGGAAAACGACAACAAGAUUUGUUUUUAUUUUUUACCCUCUAAACCCCAAAUGAAAAGCCAGUAUCUUCGUAAUCUUUCUGUAAAAUAGCAGCUGCUUCCCCAGGAGACCCUUCUUGGUGGUUCUUAGGGUGCGUCGACACCAGCAGCCUGCUUCAUCCUGGCAGGCAUGUCCGUGAUGACCUUGACCCGGUGUCCUGCUGUGUCUUCUGCCGAGAUGAAGGAGUCCCUAUUGGGAGCAUGGUGGGAAAUUUGGCACUUUGCAGGACAGAGGGACCAUUUAUGUGCCGCGUGAAUGUGUCGACCCCUCUGGAGAAAUUGCAUGCCGGGACGGUGGGACUGGGUGAACCUAAUUACAUCACUGUGGAGUUCCUCUGCGGGACCUCUGAGGGUCAAAGUUCACACCAGGUCAACGUGUCAGAUGACGGUUCCUUUGCAGUUUCAUAUAAACGGAUUAUGCAAGCCUCAGUCAAACAUGAAAUCACAACAGUCCCCGAGCCCAUUUCCAGGCGGCCCUCCCCCCCGAGCCUCCGCGUCCUGGCGCCGUCGGAGACCUCUUUGCUUCACGGAACCCCCCUCCCACAGUCCCAAAGCGGGACGGUGCGGGCUGCCAAUGUGGGGGAUCCCAUCACACUGCGAGCGGACGUGGCUGACGGGCCGGCAGCGCAGUUGUGCUGGUUGUUUAGUCACAGAGAGGGGGACAAGAAGGUGGGGGUCGAGAGGACUCGUGAGGGCCUGAAUAGCAGCCUGGUAUGGACCUUCUUAAGCAGAGGAGUUCGCAUCGUGACAGUGAGUGCUUUCAAUGAAUGUGGAUGGACACAAAAGAGAAUCAACAGUGCGUUUGUGUGUCCUGCAUUUGCUGACCUUCAAGUCACCGUUCCCAAAAUGAUUGACAGAUCUGUGAGCAUUUUUACAGCAAGGCAAACCUACCCCACCAAUACGGAUGUGACCUUCCUGGCUUUGACUGACCUGCCUGAGCCUCUGGACUUUCUCUGGAAUUUUGGAGACUCCACAACCACCAGAACCAGUAGCAGGAACGUCACCAAAAGAUACUACACUCCUGGAAAGUACAACAUAACGGUGGUGAUGUCUGAUGGUCGCAUCUCCCUCACCUCCGGGUCGUUGUCCAUCCUAAUCCAAAGAGCAGUGAAGCUCAACAAGCUAUACCACCAGGCCUCCAUUCUUCGAAACCAGACCACCACGGUGAGUUGCAGAGUCAAUUCCGGCUCUGACGUUACCUUCCUGUGGAACUUCGGCGAUGGGACGACAAGGGCGGGACAAAGUACUGAACAGCACGUUUUUCUCAGGACUGGGGAGUUCCUAAUCGAAGUGACCGUGUCCAACCGGGUCAGUCGUGCCUCCCUGAGUAGCGUCAUUUUUGUAUUAGACCAUCCAUGUCAGCCUCCACCUGUCAAGAACAUGGGCCCUCUCAAACUACAGGUGCGAAGACGCGAUAUCAUCCAUUUGGGGGUGUCCUACGAGGCUGACAUCCAAUGUGACACAUCGAGGGGCCUCCAUUACACAUGGACGUUGUUUGACUCAGCAGCCCACGUUUUGCUUCUUCCUGAUGCUCACAAGCAGAGCCUCGUACUGCCGGGACAUCUCCUGCACUAUGACACCUACACCGCCAUGGCCAGAGUGAAGAUAGUUGGAAGUGUGGUGUACAGUAACUACAGUUUGAGAGUUCAAGUGAUUCCCAGCCCUCCUGUGGCUUCCAUCCAGGGCGGCACCAAUAUCUUCAUUAACAACAGGAACAACGCUAUGGUAACACUUGAUGGAGGGCAUUCCUACAAUCCUGACUUUCCUCUUGAGCCCUUCAGCUUCAAAUGGAUGUGUGAACCAGUUAGCUCCAUCAAGAGUUCCUGCUUCGAUCAUGACGUUCCUGCUUACUCUGCUUUGCUCACCUUUCCCGUGAGCUUCCUCAAACCACAUUUUGACCAGUUCCAUUUCACGCUCACCGUCCACAGUGGAGAGCUUUCUGCUUCGACGCAAGCUUUUGUCACACUAACGCCAAAUGUCAUCGGUCGGCUAGCCGUAUCAUGUCUUGAAUGUGAAGGAGACCAAGUCAACAGUGAUCAGCCUAUCUCAGUCAAAGCUAUUUGUGAGGUUCCUUCAAACCAGACCCAGUACACCUGGACUUUGUACUUGGUUAAUGCUUCAUCCAAACCUGUGGUUGAAGUCCCAUUUUGUGAUACAGUUGACCUAAGUGCCCCAACCACCAUCAAAGAAACAACAUCCACGUCACUCUCAGAACUUCAUCCACAUCGUCUAAAUGCUUUGGGGGAGAGGGAAAUUGAAAGUCAAAUUUCUAUUGAUUACGACUCCUCUGCGGACUGGGAGAGUGCUGACGUGAUAGAUGGACAAGAUGCCGAUAUUCCCUUGCCGAUCGCGGAGGAGGGCGAUCCAGGAAUUUCAGCAGGGAGACCAACAGAUCUGGAUGUUCAGACCUUGAGUCUAGCAGACGAUCUGUCAUUCAACCCAGAGUCACAUGACUCUGAGGGAAGUGAUCUGUUUGAGGCCAGGCCCAGGCAGGUCAUUCCAAAGCAAACUUUGAUCGACCUCCCUCGAGACCCAAUAGAGGCGGGGGUGUUUGCGUCUUACACCUACACAGGACUUUCCUCUCCGUUGCUCAGCUUCAAACCUUAUAGUCUCAAGCCUGGCAGCUUGUACAUGCUGGAGGUGAUGGCUAAAUCUCAAAAUAGUAUUUUGGGACGCACUCAACUAUUUUUUCGAACAAAGCCCAUUCCGAAAGGAAUGACAUGCCAGGUGCAACCAAGUCAAGGGGUGGAGUUGUUCACACACUUUAGCAUCUUCUGCACCUCAGGGAGAGAGGACUUACUGUACGAGUACAGCUUCAGUGUCGGGAGUGAAGAUCCCAGGAUGUUGUACCGUGGGAGAAACUUCCAGUACUACUUCAGCCUUCCCUCUGGACACCCCAUUGAUGACUAUAAAGUAACUGUGUACAUAAAAAUCCGAAGCAGCGUGUACGGAUCGGCCACUCAACUUUGCCCGGUAACUGUCCAAGUCCGUCCCGGUUUCUUCAGAGAUGUUCCAUCUCACAAUCCUGAUGUGGCGUUAUCCCAAUCAGGACUGAAGAACCUCUCCGCAUUGAUCCCGCUUGGGAACAGUGUCGAGAUUUGCAACUAUGUCAGCGUGUUGACCGGCAUCCUGAAUAGACUCAGCUUGGACAGUCGGGCGGAUCAGCACACUCAGGGUCAUAUGCGGAAUGUGCUCAUCUGCACUAUGUGCCAGCUGGAAAGUAGUGAACAGGACGCAAUGAUGGACAAGUUAGGCAUUCUCAGAGAUCUUUUACAAGUUAAAAGACAAGUAACGUUAGCGAGUGCCAGGCAAGUGGUUGCCCAUGUGAAGGCCAUCUCAGGGCAGCUCUUCCGACCCAGUGCACAAAAACGCCGCCAGUUGGACCAGAAGACGCUUAACACUCUGCUCGCCGUGUUGUCGUACAGCCUGGAGGCCGCUGUCACAACUGAAUCAUCUACAGAUGUUACAUGUAAGGUGGCAUCAAACCCACAAGAUGGAGUCAAUACAGGAAAGGACAUUACGGAUUCAUCCGGUGAUGAUUCGCAAACAAGUAGGUCACGGCAACUCGUGGAAAACAUUCUACAGACGGCUUCCGACCUGAUGCUGAAACACACAUUGUUGAGCAAAAUCCAAGAGCACAAGAUCAGCAGCAACUUCAUUUCUCUCAAUAUCGCUCAACAGAAUUCCUCCGUUGCAGUCAUCAGAAGCGAUUCGGUGAUCUUUCACAUGCCUUCACCCCUGCUCCGUUAUUUCAGAGGAGAGUGUGUGCUCAGCCUUAUUACUGAACUCAAACACUCACCUUGGAUCUGGGCAGCCCAUCCUGGCAAGAUGAGUGGACCAGUGGUUGACUUAACUCUGUAUCAAUGCAGCACGAGGAGAAAAAUCUCACUUCGAUCGUUCGUCCAGCCAAUCUUUGUGGAGAUGAAACCAAGAAAAAAGGAAUCUGCAAAUGAGCAUCUCCUCCUGAGAAAGCGCAUGAACUACCACAGCUUCAACAUAAGCCAGGAGCAUUUACAGCAGGCCAUCCAGUUGACUGUUACCUUCACGCUCCCAUCGAAGCGGCCAUUUCCCGUCAUGCUCCUCUUCAGGAUGUUUGCUAAGCCGGCUCCCAGCAUGCACCACCUGCACAAGCUUCACCUCUGGGAGACCAACAUCACUCGUAUCACUUUGCCACCAUCCUACCUCAAUACUCCAGGGAUUGGCUACCUGGCGUUAUUAAAUGGCGACUUUGGGAAACAAAUCAGACACAAGCACUUGAGCAGCCAGAUCAAUUACACUCUGACGGUGGAGACGAGCCAAUGCUUGUCCUUUGAUGGCCUCAAGAGCGCCUGGACGCCGCUGGGCUGCGGCACACACCAAGCAGACAACACAGAUACUGUCAACUGCAGUUGUCACCAGUUGAGGCCGCUAACUGUGGUGCAAAAGCAGAUUCAGAGUAGCUAUGAAGCAGCUGACCUGGACCGAUUCCUCAGCGAGUCCGCUGAUGUGACCGUCCUGGUUGUCCUGUUGCUGUGCGCGUGUCUGUACGUGCCAGCGUGGGUGGUAUGCAGGAGAGCAGACGUCAUCUCCCAGCAGAAUGGACAAGUCCACUACCUUGACGACAACUGUCGACUGGACCCGCAUCUCUACGCUGUUACCAUCCACACUGGCCUCUGCUCUCCAUACAGGCCUACCGCAAAGGUUUACAUCGCACUCUACGGUGCUAACGGCAACUCACAGACAAGAGAACUAUACGUCCCAGGAUGCACUCUGUUCAGGAGGAACUCACGAGACACCUUCAUACUCAGUGCAGCAGAUCAUCUGGGUCCGGUGUGGGGGGUCCACAUCUGGCACGAUAACUCGGGACCUUCGCCGCAUUUAUACCUCAAACUAGUUGAAGUAUCUGAGGUGGGGCAAGCUAACACGAGGGAGCAAACAUGGCUCUUUGCAAGCCAGCGCUGGUUGUCGGUCAGCAAAGGCGACGGCCAAGUGGAGAGAAUGCUUCGUAUUGGUGGAAUUGGAUUAGCUCAGAUGUUGCGCCUCAUGUUGUGCGACUACCUGGCUGACUUUCACACGUGGAUGUCUGUAUACAGUUGCCCUCGGCCUCACUCCUUCACAUGUACACAAAGACUUAGCGUAUGCCUGCUGCUAUUUGCGGGCUAUGCCGGUGCCAAUGCGCUUAUCAUAUCACAAAUGGAUGACGUGCUGCAUUUGGAGAUGGGAAUUACCGCUGGGUCUUUGACAAUGGCAAUAUUAAGUGUGGCGGCGGGGUUGCCCAUGGCGACAAUGGUAGCGUUCCUGUUUCGAACGCAGGAAUUGAAGCUGACGACACAGACUUUUCAGAAUCCUUGUGAAGUGGACAACACCUUCAGAAAGACAUAUCAGGAUGCAGAAAAGCUGGUCACAAGGAAUGUGAACAACACGGACAGUGAAAUUCAGACAGAAGUUCUCCAGAAGCAGAUGGGGCUUGAAGAAGAGACAUUUUCCAAGGAUGGAAGUGAGGAAGGUAGCUUCCGUCAGGCAGCUUGUUUUAAACAAGGAAGAUUUCUUUGUAUUUUUGACAAGCUAAGUUGGAGGAAAAUGAAACCAACGUGGCUUUGGUGUUACUACUUGGCCUGGGCGCUGUGUCUUCUUCUAUCCUUUGCUGGUCUACUGCUCGCUGCUGUUUUGGGACUCAGGUUCAACAGCAGUAAGCUGCAACUGUGGCUGCAGUCUCUCUUCAUCUCCUUGUUGUUAUGCUUCUUCCUGAUCCAGCCAAUUGCGAUCCUUGCUGCUGCUGUGACUGUCUCCAUCCGGUACAGAAAUAGAACCGACUUUUAUCGUCCCACCAAAAUCAUUUUUAAAGCAGAAGAGCUGAUCAAUUCUGCUUUUCAAUCCGAGAGAUGCUUAGACCUUAAAAAGCUUCUUGGACAGCGCCAGCGAGCGAGAUUUCUCAAUCUAGUGCGUCCACCGAUUGUUGCGGAGCUGAAGCUGACUCGAGCACGCAGAAGACGUGAGGCUUUGAUUCGUAAAACCCUCGGGGAUUUGUGUGUGUUUGUUGCCAUGCUCCUCCUGAUGCUGUGCAUUUCCAACAGCAGCUCAGUCAGUGACCACUACCGCCUCAAUAAAGCUGUCAGAAAACAGAUUAUUGGUAGAAGACAGGAGCCUGCAUUCAUGUCCAUACAGAAAUAUGAAGACUGGCGGAAGUGGAUGCAGAGCAGUCUGCUUAAUUUACUAUAUAAGAAUACCUCUGCUGCAAUGAAGUAUGAUGUCUUCCAACCAUCAUCCAUCUUGAUUGGAGAGCCAGUUGUGUGGAUGACGCAGCUCUGCACAAAAAGAUGUCUGCCCGCACAUGCCAUCGCUACAUGGUGUGCUGGCACUGCGGUUAGACUCGGCCGCACUAAAUCUGACGCUGCGUAUAGACUGAAGGCCCUGCAAUGUGACGGCUGUCCGAUUCUCAAGGUGCAAUUCACUAUGUAUAAUCCUGCACCUGACUUGUUCACCGGUGUGACUCUGCUCGCUGAGCAGAGCUCCGCUGGCACCAUGCUGCCUUCAGCCGCAGUCCACUCGGUGAAGGUUUACCAGUCAGCUACUCAGUGGGACUAUCUGGUCACUAUCUGCCAGCUGCUAUUUCUCUGCCUAUCUCUGCUACAUCUAUGUGUUGAAGUUAGUAGUGCAUGGCAAAAAGGCUUGAAAGGAUACUGCACAGCACCCUAUUCCUGGCUGCAUGUAACUCUCCAAAUAGCAAACUUCAUGCACUUUUAUCACAACAUCUACCGCUCUGUGGAGGCCAUGAAGGUUGUGGAAGUGCUGCAGAGGAACAAUGGCAAAGAGCAUGUGGAUGUCAGCCUGCUGGCUGCGAGGGAUCAACAUAUUCGCUCCCUGCACGGCAUUUUGCUUCUCCUUCUCACUGUAAAAUGUGCGACCACGCUGAAGGUGAACAAGAGGUCUACGACCGCCUUGGCCUGCUUGAUCCCAAACCUUAUGUCAGCUUUCAUCCUGCUGCAGGUUGUACGCUCCCUUCAUGGACUAUUUACCAGCCGGGGCCUGCAUUCUGGAUGUUCCUUCCUGAGCUCUCGAAUCCUCUGUUUAUCCAUCGCUGCUGUGAUGAUGGCUGUCAUAUCCUCAUCAAAUAGGAAAAGGCAACAAAGCAGGAAGCAAGUGUGCACGUGGAUGGAAUUAGGUGGUUACCUCAGGGGCUGGGUUUAUGAGUUCACUGGACGUGAAAGACGGGCAAGGCCUGUCGUGCAGAGCAAGACUUACUACCUGGAGGAAUUUGAAACUUUAGUGGAUGAGCUACUACUCAGACUAAACAGACUGCAGGCCACACUGCCCCCUAUUGACCAUUGUGUCCACAUUGAUGACAGCUCUGGAGCCUCUCUCCAGAAGGAGCCCAGCUCUAAGAACAGUGCAAGAUCUUGCUCAACAGAAUCAGAACCAAGGGUGAUCUGUAGUGGACAAGCAGAGUGUCAUUCAGUCCAAAAUGGUGCUCUGGAAAGGCAAAUUAGCCAUAUAACAAGGACAAGUUGCAGAUGUUUGCUUUGUAAAAAUAUCAAGUGUGGCAAAAGCAUUCAGGCAACACCUACAGAGGUGUUGGUUGAAGCUCUGAUCCACAACGAGCCUUUGUAAGCAUCCCUAAACUUGCACACAGGGACUCAAUAGUUAUGGAUAACUGUGAAAAGGAAUGUAUUUGCAUUAAAUAAAUACAUCUACCUUGAAAUGC